Vicia villosa (hairy vetch) is the source of this 1968-nucleotide messenger RNA. Its product is annotated as protein NUCLEAR FUSION DEFECTIVE 4-like. The transcript has 3 exons. The coding region runs from base 78 to 1745 and encodes 555 amino acids. NCBI's taxonomy places the organism in Eukaryota, Viridiplantae, Streptophyta, Magnoliopsida, Fabales, Fabaceae. Gene Ontology annotation, cellular component: membrane. The record is from RefSeq and is a predicted model, not a curated record.
AGUUGUUCAAAGUUACACAUUAUAAAUUCAAAACAAAUAAGUCCAUCAAAAAGUACAUACAAUUUCAUUCUAAACCAAUGGGCAUCCUCUCUGAUACUUCCUCCGCUACCACCGCCACAAAAUGGCUCGGUUUUAUAGCCGCCGUUUGGAUUCAAGCCAUCUCCGGCAACAACUACACAUUCUCAAACUACUCCGACGCUCUCAAAUCCCUCAUGCACCUCACUCAGUUAGAGCUCAACAAUCUCUCCGUUGCUAAAGAUGUCGGUAAAGCUUUCGGUCUCCUCGCCGGACUUGCCUCCGAUCGUUUACCUACUUGGGCCAUUCUCCUCAUUGGUUCCUUCGAAGGUCUUAUCGGUUACGGCGUUCAAUGGCUCGUUGUAGGUCAGAUCAUCCAACCUCUUCCAUACUGGCAGAUGUGUGUGUUUCUAUGCAUGGGAGGAAAUAGCACCACCUGGAUGAACACUGCGGUUCUAGUUACAUGCAUAAGAAACUUCCGGCGAAACAGAGGACCAGUUUCAGGGAUUCUGAAAGGCUAUGUAGGAUUAAGCACAGCGAUUUUCACAAAUCUUUGUUCAGCACUUCUCGCAGAGGACCCUGCUUUUUUCCUUCUCACACUUGCUGUUGUUCCCUUCAUCGUUUGUCUCACCGGAGUCUUUUUCCUCCGUGAAAUUCCCGUCGCUAAAGUAACCACCGCGGAAGAAGAUAACGAAGAAAGUAAAUAUUUCGGAAUCUUGAACGCGGUCGCCGUUGUUCUUGCUGUGUAUCUCUUAGCUUAUGGAUUUGUACCUAACGUCAACACGCUGGUAUCUAGAGUUUUCGUCGCUAUUUUGCUUGUUCUUUUGGCGUCACCGUUGGGGAUUCCGGUUUAUGCUUAUUUCAAGGGAAGGAAUUCGGGUCGGGUCGGAGGUGAUAUUGAGGGGAACCGAGUAAGAGAACCGUUGAUUCAAAAUGGUGAUAAAGAAAACGAAACGGUGCCGGUUGAGGCAGUUGAGACGGUUGGGACGGAGACUGAGGCGGUUGUGGUGGUGAAGGGACAACCGGCGGUGGGGGAGGAACAUACAAUAAUGGAGGUGAUGAAGAGUUUGGAUUUUUGGAUCUUGUUUGUUUCGUUUCUAUGUGGAGUUGGAACGGGUUUGGCGGUUAUGAAUAAUAUGGGUCAAAUCGGGUUGGCACUCGGGUAUACGGAUGUAUCCAUAUUCGUUUCAUUGACUAGCAUUUUCGGAUUUUUUGGAAGGAUCAUAUCUGGUUCGGUUUCUGAAUAUUUCAUCAAGAAAUCUGCAACACCUAGACCUCUUUGGAAUGCAAUAUCUCAAAUUCUGAUGGCUGUAGGUUACAUACUCCUAGCCCUGGCUAUGCCCGGUUCACUUUACAUCGGUUCUAUCAUCGUCGGCAUAUGUUACGGCGUGCGCUUAGCUGUUACCGUCCCAACAGCUUCCGAGUUAUUUGGACUCAAAUACUACGGUCUAAUCUACAACAUUCUCAUCCUCAAUCUUCCUCUUGGCUCUUUCCUCUUCUCCGGACUACUUGCCGGAAUACUCUACGAUAUGGAAGCAACGACAACAGAAGGAGGAGGUAACACGUGCGUCGGAGGCCAUUGUUAUAGACUAGUCUUUAUAGUCAUGGCUGGAGCAUGUGUUGUUGGGUUCUUCUUAGACAUCUUACUUUCACUUAGAACCAAGACUGUUUACAACAAGAUUUGCAUGAGUAAAAGAUCAAAAAAAUCCUCAGGAACAUCAACUAGCUAAUGAUCUUGAAUGGAAGCGUUCACAAUAUUGGUAUAGGACAAUUCUGGGAUUGAUGACAUUUUUGUUCAGUGAUAUCCCAAUUGUAUCCCACUUUAGAAUUCAAUUAGUUCAGUCGAUUUUUGAAAAUAAAGCCGGAUCGUUUUGUUUUUACCGGACGCUGUUGUUUUCUAAGAUGUUUGCACAUUGCAAGGAUUAGUAAGAUAUAAUUCUUUACAAAUUACAA